Molecule: messenger RNA, 3318 nt
Organism: Colletotrichum truncatum
Lineage: Eukaryota; Fungi; Ascomycota; Sordariomycetes; Glomerellales; Glomerellaceae
Biological process (GO): nucleoside metabolic process
Cellular component (GO): kinesin complex
Molecular function (GO): catalytic activity; protein binding; ADP binding
Source: RefSeq, a predicted model, not a curated record
AUGCCUAAGUCCAUCCCCGCUCGCGACUUCACCGUCGGCUGGGUCUGCGCUUUGCCUAUCGAGCUGGCAGCCGCGGCGGAAAUGAUGGACGAGGAAUACGCUGACCUCCCGUCCCAGUCGUCUGAUUCGAACGUCUACUCCUUUGGUCGUAUCGGCGUCCACAACGUCGUGACUGCCUCUCUGCCUGCCGGCCAGAUGGGAACAAACCAAGCGGCAAUCGUCGCGAGCCAGAUGAAGCAAAAUUUCCCAUCGCUGCGAUUCAGUGUCCUUGUCGGCAUUGGUGGCGGCGUCCCAGACCUCGAGAACGACAUCGACGUUCGUCUCGGCGACGUAGUCAUUAGCCAGCCGACAGGACAGCAUGGGGGAGUAAUCCAAUAUGACUUCGGGAAAACGGGGGCUGACGGUCGUAUCGCUCGCACGGGUAGCCUCAAUGCACCACCGACGAUCCUCCUCAACGCCUUGGCCAAGCUCCGCGCGAACAAUUUUCGAGGCAAGACGCAAGUCCUCGCUUACCUUUCUCGGCUUUCUGAUAAGCCAGAUUUUGCAUCGCCGGGACUUGAGAGCGACACCUUAUACCAUGCAUUAUCAACUCAUGCCGGUGGUCCCACAUGUGCAAAAUGCCGUCUAGAAGAUAUAGUGGAUAGGAAGCCACGCGCGACCACCAAACCAGCCCUCUUCUUCGGCAAUAUCGCGUCUGGGAACCAAGUAAUGAAGGAUGGACCAACGCGCGAUAGGCAUAGUCAGGAGCUGGGAGGUGUGUUGUGCUUCGAAAUGGAGGCAGCUGGCUUGAUGAACAACUUCCCUUGCAUUGUCAUUCGCGGCAUCUGCGACUAUGCAGACGCGCAUAAAAACAAGCGGUGGCAGCCAUAUGCAGCAGCGACGGCAGCGGCAUACGGCAAAGAACUAUUAAAUACAGUCCCACCGCUGAUUUCAAGCAAUCUAGAUGGAGAGGAAGAUUCCUAUAGAAAACCUUACUUUAUCGUUCCAUUCGGCCGGAAUGAAAACUUUGUUGGCAGAGAUGCGAUCUUAACGCAACUGCUCGAAAGGGUACCCCCAAGUGCCCAGAAAGACACCUGCCAAAGGACAGCCAUCGUCGGUCUCGGAGGGGUCGGUAAGACACAGGUCGCCAUCGAAGCCGCCUACCGCGUUCGCGACGCACACCCAGACUGCUUAGUGUUCUGGGUGCCGGCUGUAAGCAUGGUGAUGUUUGAGAAUGCGUGUCGCGACAUCGGCCGAAGGCUUAGUAUCCAAGGCAUCGAGGAUGACCAAGCGGAUAUAAAAAGCUUGGUCAAGGCGGCCUUAGAAAGGGACGACGUCGGCAACUGGCUUCUUAUCGUCGAUAACGCCGACGACAUAGAUUUACUAUUUACCAACUCGAAGCUGAUAACGUACUUCCCUUGGAAUAGGAAGGGCUCUAUUCUGCUUACAACGCGGAAUCACAAGGCUGCAGUAAGAUGGAGUCGAGGUCAUCCUGUGCAUCUACAGGAGAUGGAUACCAUGGAAGCCACUCAGCUGUUGUGUACCGGCUUGGACAAAAGUCAAAUGGGCGACAAACUAAGCACGACAAAGUUGCUCGAGCACCUCACUUAUCUGCCGCUGGCUAUACGACAGGCGUCGGCUUACAUGGCCGCCAACAUGAGUGUGACUGUGUCCAAGUACCUUGGGUAUUGCAAGGCCAGUGACGAGAAGCUAGUGAAGCUGCUGAGCAAAGAUUUCGAAGAUCAGGAUCGAUAUGAGGCUAUCCGGAACCCAGUGGCUACGACGUGGCUGAUCUCGUUUAUGCAUAUCUCUAGGGACAACCCACUUGCAGCGAAGUACCUCAGUUUCAUGUGCUAUCUCGCAGAGAAAGACAUACCAAGGGCUCUUUUGCCUUCUGAAGGAGAUGGAAAAGAUACGGACGACGAGAUGGCGGCGGAUGAAGCGAUAAGCACGCUGAUGGCUUACGCGUUCAUUCAGAAGCGGGACGCUAUGGAUAGGUUCGAUAUCCACCGACUGGUGCGUUUGGUGAUGCGGAACUGGCUGAGGGACCAAGGAAGGAAAGAAAAACAGGCAACAGAGACGAUUCGCUGGCUAUACAAGAAGUUCCCUUGGCCAGACCAUAGGAACAGAGACGUUUGGAUGACCUACUUACCACAUGCGCAAGCGGCACUUCAAGUUGGGGAUUGGUGCACAGACAAUGAGGCGUUAUGGGAUCUGCUGUCUAGCGUAGGACAAAGCAAUAGCCUCCUUGGGAAGUACGGAGCGGCAGAGCAAGUGCAUCGACAGGCACUAGAGGUGAAGGAGAAGGUUCUGGGACUGGAGAACCCCUUGACACUUAGCAGCAUGAACAACCUGGCCCUCGUGCUUAGCAGGCAGGGGAAGUACGAAGCGGCAGAGAAGAUGCAUCGGCAGGCACUGGAGCUGAUGGAGAAGGUGCUGGGACUGGAGAAUUCCGACACACUCAUCAGCAUGAACAACCUGGCACUCGUGUUUAGCAGCCAAGGGAAGUACGAAGCGGCAGAGCAGAUGCAUCGGCAGACACUGGAGCUAACGGAGAAGGUGCUGGGACUGGAGAAUCCCUCCACACUCACCAGCAUGAACAACCUGGCACUCGUGCUUAGCAGCCAGGGGAAGUACGAAGAGGCUGAACAGAUGCAUCGUCAGGCAUUGGAGCUGUAUAAGAAGGUACUAGGACCAGACAAUCCCGACACACUCACUAGUAUAAACAAAUUGGCAGAAGUCCUUCGAGAACAGGAGAACUACGAUGAGGCAGAGAAAAUGCAUAGGCAGACACUGGAGCUGAGGGCGAAGGUUUUGGGACUAGAAAAUCCCUUGACACUUGCCAGUAUGAACAACCUGGCAGGAGUGCUUGACAACCAUGGGAAUUACGAUGAGGCAGAGCAGAUGUAUCGACAGACACUGGAGCUAUAUGAGAAGUUACUAGGACCAGACAAUCCCGACACACUUACUAGCAUGAGCAACCUGGCAGAUGUGCUCGGUAGCCAAGGGAAGUACGAUGAGGCAGAGCAGAUGUAUCGACAGACACUGGAGCUGUAUAAGAAGUUGCUAGGGCCAGACAAUCCUCGCACACUCAUCAGCAUGAACAGCCUGGCAGAAGUCCUCGGUAGCCAAGGGAAGUACGAUGAGGCAGAGCAGAUGUAUUGGCAGACACUGGAGACGUGUGAGAAGGGGCUGGGACCAGAGAAUCCCUUCACACUCACCACCAUGAACAACCUGGCACUCGUGCUUAAACACCAGGGGAAGUACGAUGAGGCAAAGCAGAUGCAUCGGCAGAUACUGGAGCUAAGGGAGAAGGUCCUAGGGAUCAAUUUCUUUUGA